Messenger RNA from Bombyx mori (domestic silkworm), 4859 nucleotides. RefSeq lists its product as uncharacterized. Gene Ontology annotation, molecular function: zinc ion binding. The record is from RefSeq and is a predicted model, not a curated record. Bases 287 to 1438 code for a protein of 383 amino acids. The transcript is spliced from 8 exons. Lineage: Eukaryota; Metazoa; Arthropoda; Insecta; Lepidoptera; Bombycidae.
GGGCGCCGUGGCGCAACGUUGAAAUACACACAACAUUCGUUUAUCUUAUCAAAUAUGAUAAUUUUGUAGCCGGAAUGAAAAGGCGGAAUCAGUCUCUUUCGAUUCUCCGGAAUUUAAGCGCAUUAAAUGAAAAAAAUCAAAUAGAUAAGGAUUUGUUUUUUUGUUGUUUAAUAGAUUUUUCUUGCUGUUGUUAAUAUGAAUACGAAAUUACGAUAACAAAAUGUUUAGUGUGUGAAGUAAUGAUGAAAUAUUGAAAUAUUUGCCGAUUCAUUUGCUGUUUAUCGAGAUGAGGUCCCAAUCUUCGGGCUACCAAGGUUACCCUUACAUCAACCCACCGGUGGUGGAGGCACCUUCGGUAGACCCAGCAUCGGCAGCAGCUAACGCCGCGCGGUGGUCGAGUAUGCCACGGCGACAAGUCACACGUUUAGAUAAGGAAAGGGUGGUGUUUAUAAACAUCCCCCAAGAUUUGGAUCGACCGAGUCGGAUUAAUGAGGCACAAAAUCCUACAACGUCAAAUGCAGCUUCAUCUGCUAAUGAUAUUAUCACGGAACAUCAGUUACCGGAUAGAGCUGGUGGAAGCAACUUGCACCAGACAGAUGACAACGAAAGAGACAGCCAGGAUCCCGUGAAAGACAAUCCCGACGACGAUCCGGUGGUGUACAUAGAUUUACCGAGCGAUCCGUGCGGAGGCAACGCAGCUCAUGCGAGAGAGGAAAUCGAAGCCCCAGAACCGGGGUUCCUCCAGGACACGAUCUUUUACGACCCGUUCGACGAUAGACGAAUUGAUAUGCCAAAGGUAAAUCCGAGUCUGCAUUCCAUUGGUUCCGAGACGGACAGCGCUUCGGGCCAGAGCAGUUCCGUACGAAGACCGGCUCCGGAAAGACCCACCACUUUGGAGAUUAACAGGAUUUUAAGGCCCGCACCUACGCCCAACUCUCCUGUCAGCGCCGGCACAUCAAUCAACUCGACGCCGUCGUCGAGAUUCCCUGACGGCUACCACCUCAACAGGGCAACCCCGGAAACCAGUCUGCCGUCACCGCUGCCGGUGACCGCUUUUCCUGAACCGCCACCAGCUUACACCGAGAUCGACGCGACCCCUUCGCCGCUAAGUACUCCGCCGCACCCUCAAGAUUCAACUCCGCCGAGGACACAAGUCAUAACAGCUACACCCAUUUCCGGGGAUAUAGCAAACUCGUCUAGAAAGUACUUGGAUUGCCACCACUGCGGCAUGAGAGUACACACGCUGGUCGUGAGAGAAAUAGGGCUCUUGAACCACGUCAUAGCGCUGAUCUGCCUUGUCCUCUGCUUGCUGCCUCUCAUCUGCCUGGUCUACUUAUUGGACUGCUUCAAGAACCAUAACCACUACUGCCCUAACUGCAACAAGGUCAUCGGUUACCAGCUGCCCUUCAACUACAAGAAAAUCUUCUACGUUAGCUGAGAAAUCUCAACCGAAUGAUCUCUUGUUAGACGUGAAAUUGGGUACUUAACAGAGCACUCUUUAGCAAUGAGAUUAAUUCACACUUAGACCCUAUGUUCCAAAACGGAAAUUUCUUAUAAUCUAUAUAUUAAUACGUGAAGCAAAAACUUUGUAUCCCUUUUUACGAAUAUUGCGCGGACGGAGGAGUAUGAAAUUUUCCACACUUAUAGAGAAUAUAGAGAAGAAGUGCACAAUGCUAAUAUUUUUUUAAAAUAAUGCAUAAAAGAUACAUUAAAUCAUUAAAGAAAACAUUACACACACUACAUAUCAUGUAUUUGACGCACACACGCAUGCAUACUAUUUAUUGUCAAACUUUUGUUUUUGACGUCUGUUGUCAAAUUGAGAUUAAAUAUUGUUUGUUUUUGUUAAUAUUUUUUAUAGUAUAGUCUUGGGGAAAUUUGUGAUUAUAGAAGUGUAAAAUAUAAUCAUAAUACUGUACAAACUUACAAUUCCAAUUAAUUAUAGUCGAAUUUCGAUUACUGCGGGACCUCUAGUAAUUAUUAAACUGAAACCAAACCUUAAGAAACAAAUCAAACAGUUAAAUAAAAAGAGCACGCAUAGUUACGCCGAAAAGAAAGAACUUCAGACGCGACCGCUUACCGAAACAUAAGAACCACUGGCCAAUUUCUUAUAACUAUUUAUUUAUUUAUUUUAAUUUAUUAGAUGGGUAGACGAGCUCACGGAUCACCUGGUAUUAAGUGAUUACCGGAGCCCAUAGACAUAUACAACGUAAAUGCCGCUACCCACCUUGAGAUAUGAUUUCUAAGGUCCCAGUACAGUUACAACAGCUCGCCUUUCAAACCGAAAGGCAUUACUGCUUCACGGUAGAAAUAGGCAGGGGGGUGGUACCUACCUGUGCGGACUCAGAAGAGGUCCUACCACCAGUAAUACCCACUGCUAGUAACCUAGGGAGGUUUAGCUAACUUCACCAAACAUGUAGGCGAGCUUGCGGGGAUAAGUCUGGCGACUUAACUAAUACUGGCCCUAGCAAGAGCCGUGCUUGAAUCUACCACCGGAUCGGAAACGCGACCCACUGAGAAGAUCCGGCGAGAAGCUAAAUGGGCUGUGUCUGUUAGUUAAUUUUUACGUAGAACUGUUCGCUUUUGACGGAUUCGACGAGAACGGUGACCGGUGUCUCGGAAUGUGAGUUGACUCGGGUGAGGCAACAAUGUUUCAAAAAUGUAUUUUUUUUUUAUUGCUUAGAUGGUUGGACGAGCUCACAGCCCACCUGGUGUUAAGUGGUUACUGGAGCCCAUAGACAUCUACGACGUACAUGCGCCACCCACCUUGAGAUAUAAGUUCUAAGAUCCCAGUAUAGUUACAACGGCUGCCCCACCCUUCAAGCCGAAACGCAUUACUGCUUCACGGCAGAAAUAGGCAAGGCGGUAGUACCUACCCGCGCGUACUCACAAGAGGUCCUACCACCAGUAAAAAAUGUUAUUACCGAAAACAUAAUUUACGAUAACAAAACGGCUCUAUACCAUUUUCUAGUCUGUUUUGCGUUUGAUUUGUUUUUAACGUUCAUUGUGUAAUAUCGAAAAAAUAAAAAAUAAAAAUUGUAAAUAGACAUGCUUUAACAAAAACCGACUUCAAGUAGUAGAAAAAAAAAGAUAUUCCAAAACCAAUUGAUGCAAUACACUAAAAACAAUAAUUAUCGAAAUCGGUUGGCGUGAUAUUUAGUUAUUGAGUUAUUCAUCUAUUUGUCGCGCACGUACUUAAUGCAAACUAGAUUUUUGUUGUUGUUGAUGCCAUCUUGUUUUGUCUUUAAAGCAGUUAGUUGCUCUCAAUUAAGAAAAAUAGUAUUAUUAUUCGCCAAUAGAUGUCGGGAAGAGUCAUAAAGUUGAUUAUCGAUAAAGUUGAUUAUUGAAAAAAACGAAUAAAACAACAUUUUCUGAAAAUAAUCGUAGCUAGAUCGAUUUAUCGGCCCCGAAAUCCUCUGUAUACUAAAUUUUAUGACAAUCGUUGGAGCCGUUUCCGAGAUUCAGAUUAUAUAUAUCUUUUUUUUUUAUUGCUUCGAUGAGUGGACGAGCUCACAGCCCACCUGAUGUUAAGUGGUUACAGGAGCCCAUAGACAUCUACAACGUAAAUGCGCCACCCACCUUGAGAUAUAAGUUGUAAGGUCUCAAGUAUAGUUACAACGGCUGCCCCACCUUUCAAACCGAAACGCAUUAUUGCUUCACGGCAGAAAUAGGCAGGGUGGUGGUACCCACCCGCGCGGACUCACAAGAGGUCCUACCACCAGUGAUUACGCAAAUUAUAAUUUUGCGGGUUUCAUUUUUAUUACACGAUGUUAUUCCUUCACCGUGGAAGUCAAUCGUGAACAUUUGUUGAGUACGUAUUUCAUUACAAAAAUUGGUACCCGUCUGCGGGAUUCGAACACCGGUGCAUCGCUACAUACGAAUGCACCGGACGUCUUAUCCGUUAGGCCACGACGACUACAAACUAAACUAAUUACUAAUUAAAAAAACUAAUUACAAUACUGUCUACAAGAAUUACAUAUCGAGGACCGAAAUGAUAUUUGAGUCGUCUAUUAUCAAAGGUGGCAAUCUGUGCAUUUGGACAAAAAAAAUUUAUUGAUAUGUUAAUACAGAUUGAUUUGAAUAUAAUCGUCUCCUUCAAAGAAUACGGUUCAAAACCUGCAUUAAAUAAAGGUUAAUAGUUAACCUGUUAUUUAUCUAAGAUGUCGUUCCGAAGAGUUUUGUGACUGCCAAUGGAAUACAAAGUCAAUAAUUCGUUUUUCUGAUUUACCAAUAAUUGUCCAAAAGUCACAUUGCCGGCUUUGAUAAUAGUCGACUCAUUUGGUCUAAGCGAUAUUUUUGCGACUUUACAGGAGAGCCAUUUAAUGUUUAAACAUUUGGAAAAAAUAUAAUAACAAAAAAAAACUUCUUCAGCUAUUUUUGAAUGGAGUAAGCUUAAUUGAAGUUCAAUUAAAAACAUUGAGACUGUUUUGAUCCUGAUACCAAAUAAAACGCACCUUUAAUUACAAAGAUAAAUGUCGCUUAAACCAAAUAGCCGUUUACCCCUUGAUUAACGUCCGUCUGGUGUAGUGGUAAGUGACAUGGUCACUACACUAGGGGGUCGCGGGUUCGAAUCCCGCCAAGGGAAGAUAUUUGUAUGAUAAAUAUAAAUGUCUUUUCCAGGGUUAUGGAUGUAUAUUAAAUAUAUGUAUGUGUAUAAUAAAAAUCUUACAUUUAUUUCCGUUAUCUGGUACCUGUAACACAAGUUCUUUACGAACUUAUCACGAGACCAGUUAACGUGCCGUGAUUGUUAGUAAAAUAUAUUUAAAAUAUACAUAUUUACGUAGUAUUUAAAUUUAAAUAUACAUAUAUUUAAAUAUACAUAUUUACGUAGUAUUGUGAAUAAAAUGAUAUUACCCAUUUAA